GCCUUGCUAGGUGCUGGCCAUGGCAGUGCGUGAAUCGAGCCCUGCUCCAGCGUCGACGUACGAGCUUGCUUCAUUAAACUAAUGAGAGAAUUUGGAGUAAACAAAUGGGUCGUGAGACCAAAUCCAAUUCUAUUCCCUCUUUCCUUUCUCCUCAUCGCACAUGGAGAAUCGCGCCACCGGGGUUAAAUCCCUGGCGCGGGGGGACGAGGAGUAAGCGAGCUGCACUAGUGGCUAUCGACUCCCAUGGCGGACUCAGGAGCAGCAGGAGGGGGAGACAAGGACGGCGAGCAGACGCGGUACCGCGGGGUGCGGCGCCGGCCGUGGGGGAAGUACGCGGCGGAGAUCCGCGACUCGACGCAGCACGGCGCUCGCGUGUGGCUGGGCACGUUCGACACCGCGGAGGAGGCCGCGCGGGCGUACGAUCGGGCCGCCUUGUCCAUGCGGGGCUCCCUCGCGGUGCUCAACUUCCCCGCCGACGCCCGCGCCUACGCCGCCGGCUCGUCGCGCGGCGGCGGCAAGCAGGUCAUCGAGCUGGAGUGCUUGGACGACAAGGUGCUCGACGAGAUGCUCGAGUUCGCCGAGAAGGAGAAGGGCUGCAAGAAGAAGUGACGAUCGAGCGCGGCGUCGUCGCAGGCACAGAAUAAGCCAAGGCUGUAAUACUUGUAUGUAACUAGGCUGAUGUUUGGGGACUUGGAAAUCUCUUACUACUCCACUCUUGUGUCAGCGAUCGUCUUCGCACCAACAAGAAACUGAUAUGAACAGUAUCCGAUACCUCUGAUGCAUGCAUAUACAGAAGAAGCACAUCCGUUCCGCCGUUUCCAUGCUUUCAGGCCACCAAUCAUGCCAUCACAACUCCCAAGGGUUUCAUUCACCCUCUUUCCGGCUCAGUUGUUGUUGGCUUCAGCAUAAUCUCACAAACAACAUAUCAUGAACAAGGGUGGGGAAGCACGAGAA
Molecule: messenger RNA, 954 nt
Organism: Musa acuminata AAA Group (dessert banana)
Lineage: Eukaryota; Viridiplantae; Streptophyta; Magnoliopsida; Zingiberales; Musaceae
Product: ethylene-responsive transcription factor 14-like
Exons: 1
Coding region: 244-609 (121 amino acids)
Biological process (GO): regulation of DNA-templated transcription; ethylene-activated signaling pathway
Molecular function (GO): DNA-binding transcription factor activity; DNA binding
Source: RefSeq, a predicted model, not a curated record